Camelina sativa (false flax) is the source of this 1042-nucleotide messenger RNA. The record is from RefSeq and is a predicted model, not a curated record. Lineage: Eukaryota; Viridiplantae; Streptophyta; Magnoliopsida; Brassicales; Brassicaceae.
UGUGUAUAGUCUCUUUUGAGUCCAUCAGCAGCGACCGUGAAGACGAUGAAGUCGAAGGGAGGAGAUUAGCGAAUUUGAGAGAGAAACCCUAAUCUUUUAGUUCAGUCCCAUUUUCACCGGCGCGAGCCAUAGUUGAAUCAUGUCUUGGUUUCCUGUAGAAUCUGAUCCUGGUGUGUUCACUGAGAUUAUACAACAAAUGCAAGUGAAAGGUGUGCAGGUUGAGGAAUUGUAUUCUUUGGACAUUAACUCUCUUGAUGAAAUAAGACCUGUAUAUGGAUUGAUAUUGCUUUACAAGUGGCGUCCAGAGGAAAAGGAUAGUCGUGUUGUCAUCAUGGAACCAAACCCGAAUUUCUUCUUUGCAAGCCAGAUAAUCAACAAUGCUUGUGCCACCCAAGCGAUGUUAUCGGUUCUCUUGAACUCUUCGAGUAUUGAUAUUGGCUCAGAACUAUCAGAGCUGAAAAGAUUCGCCAAAGAAUUUCCACCUGAACUGAAAGGUUUAGCCAUCAACAACAAUGAGGCGAUACGUGCAGCUCACAACACAUUUGCCAGGCCCGACCCAACUUCCACCAUGGAAGAAGAUGAAUUAGCUGCUGCCAAAAAUGUAGAAGAAGAUGAUGAUGUGUAUCAUUACAUCAGCUACUUACCUGUCGAUGGUAUCUUAUAUGAGCUCGAUGGUCUUAAAGAAGGACCCAUUAGUCUUGGACAGUGUCUUGGUGAGCCAGAAGGAAUCGAGUGGCUCAGAAUGGUCCAACCUGUGGUACAAGAGAGGAUUGACAGAUAUUCGCAGAAUGAGAUUCGGUUUAGUCUCUUAGCUGUAGUUAAGAACAGGAAAGAGCUGUAUGUAGCUGAACUGAAAGAGUAUCAACGAGAGCGAGAGAGGAUUCUGCAGCAGUUAGGUGGUUUGCAAGCUGAUAAAUACGCUGAGAAAAGCAGUUAUGAGGCUCUCGAUAGAUCUCUUUCGGAAGUCAAUACCGGGAUAGAGACUGUUUCGCAGAAGAUUGUAAUGGAGGAGGAGAAAUCUAAGAACUGGAAGAAAGAGAAC